This is a messenger RNA of Arabidopsis arenosa, 667 nucleotides long. NCBI's taxonomy places the organism in Eukaryota, Viridiplantae, Streptophyta, Magnoliopsida, Brassicales, Brassicaceae. The record is from the annotation of a GenBank genome assembly.
ACAAAAAUUGUCAACUACUCAUCACAUCGCAAAAGUGAAAUGUUUCAAGCUACUGGCAGGGCAGCUCCGGCAAUGCCUGUUAUGUUUCCAUGUUCGUCAAGGCGACCGGUUAUCAUCCCUCUCCGGAACCUAAAGACCUUCAAGCCUCUCGCAUGCCUCGAACUAAAAAGAGGCAAAGGAAUGAGUGGGUUCCAUGAGAUUGAACUUAAAGUUCGCGAUUAUGAAUUGGAUCAGUUUGGUGUUGUGAACAAUGCUGUUUAUGCAAACUACUGCCAACACGGUCGACACGAGUUCAUGGAGAGUAUCGGUAUCAACUGUGAUGAAGUAUCCCGUUCUGGUGAAGCCUUGGCGAUUUCUGAGUUUACAAUAAAGUUCCUUGCACCUCUACGUAGUGGAUGUAAAUUUGUGAUGAAAUCAAGGAUAUCGGGAGUAUCUGUGGCGCGCAUUUACUUUGAACAGUUCAUCUUUAAACUUCCAAAUCUAGAGCCUAUUUUGGAGGCAAAAGGAACGGGUGUGUGGCUUGACAACAAGUACCGUCCUGCUCGUGUCCCAUAUCAUAUACGCUCUAAUUUCGUUCACUUCCAACGUCAAGACAUGACCAUUUGAUUUGUUUCAAAAUUCUUAUGUUUUAUUUAUAUGUUGUAAAAUGCGAGACAUUUUCAUAUCA